This is a messenger RNA of Hypomesus transpacificus, 2170 nucleotides long. RefSeq names its product membrane-bound transcription factor peptidase, site 2 (gene mbtps2). Lineage: Eukaryota; Metazoa; Chordata; Actinopteri; Osmeriformes; Osmeridae. The record is from RefSeq and is a predicted model, not a curated record. The transcript has 11 exons. The coding region runs from base 187 to 1680 and encodes 497 amino acids. Gene Ontology annotation, biological process: regulation of response to endoplasmic reticulum stress; membrane protein intracellular domain proteolysis. Gene Ontology annotation, molecular function: protein binding; metalloendopeptidase activity. Gene Ontology annotation, cellular component: cytoplasm; membrane.
GGAAAUUGCAGACUGUCGCGCAGUGCUGACGCUGCUCACUUUGUCAACAACGUCCCUCCAGUAGCCUACAAGACGUUUGUUAAAGAACAAUGAUAGCUGUCGGUUUGACCUGUAUCUUCAUAAAGUGAACUUUCUUUCCGGGCAGUAAUGGGGGACAUUUUUAUCCUGUGAACAACCCCAAAAGCGAUGAUACCCGUCCCGUUGGUGGUGUGUGUUUUGGGGGGCUGGUGUGCUGUCUACCUUACUGACACACUGCUGAAGUCCUCAGUGUCGCAUCGUCAUGGUUAUGAAGCAUGGCUGACGAGUAGAGGGCUGGCGUUGUCUCCUUUCCACCUGCGAUGGCAAACCUCGCUCUUCAACCGCCUGUUUGCACGCUGUGCACGCAUCAAUCCCCAUGUCCUGUACCUGUGGUUCAGCAGUGGUCUGGUGUUCGGGGUGGUGGCCAUGGUGGGCUCGGUGGUGUUGCUAGGCAGAACUCUGCAGCAGACACUCGCUCAGAUGACCUCGGACAACCCUCAGGGAGCCAAUCAGCAAACGCUACAGGUGGUGGUACCAGGAGUGAACCUGCCUGUCAGCCAGCUUGCUUAUUUCUUCUCUGCUCUGCUGCUCAGUGGAAUCAUACAUGAGCUUGGCCAUGCCGUGGCUGCUCUGAGGGAGCAGGUGAGGGUGAACGGGUUUGGGAUGUUUGUGUUUGUGGUGUACCCUGGAGCCUUCGUGGAUCUCUUCACCACCCACCUCAACCUCAUCUCUCCCGCCCAGCAGCUCCGCAUCUUCUGUGCAGGAGUAUGGCAUAACUUUGUUCUCUGCUUGGUGGCGUUGUUUUUCCUCUUCCUGUUGCCUCUGUUACUGUUUCCUGUCUACACCACCGGAAUGGGUGCCCUGGUCACAGAGGUGGUGCAGGGCUCCUCAGCAGACGGCCCCAGAGGCCUGUGCGUGGGUGACCUGGUGACGGGGCUGGAGGACUGUCCUGUCAGAGGGGUGGAGGACUGGGCCUCCUGCCUGACACACCUCUCACACACCCCCCAGACCGGCUACUGUGUCCCCAGGGCCGGCCUGCAGCCCAGCUGGGCCCACGGGCGAGCCUUCAAGCGCCUGGACGGCUCCAUGGAGUGCUGCAGCAACAACAGCCUGACAGACCUCUGCUUCUCCUUCAGCAACCAGCGAGACAAGGAGGUCAGAGAGUACUCGUGUCUGCCGGUGCGGAAGAUGGUGACAGGCACCCGGGCGUGCCACAGCGACGCCGACUGCCUCGCUCACUCCUCGGAGGCCAGCGUGUGUGUCACCCCCGCUCUGGAGAACCAGACCCGCUUCAUCCGCGUCACGCACCCUCCCAACACACACAUGCUGUUCGUGGGCUACCCUCCGCACCUCCAGUACGCAGUGAGUCUGACCAACUUUGUUCCUCGGUUCACCUUCAUGCACCUGGACCUGCCCGUGGUUCUGGAAACCUUCUGCAAGUAUGUGAUCUCUCUGUCCGGUGCGUUAGCUGUGGUCAACUCCGUCCCCUGCUUUGCUCUGGACGGCCAAUGGAUGCUGUCCGCUCUCCUGGAGGCUACCCUGGUCACCGUAGUAACGGACCGCCAGCGGAGGGAGCUGAUUGGCUUCUUCCUGCUGCUGGGAGGCAGCGCCCUGCUGGCAGCCAAUGUGGCGCUGGGACUGUGGAUGGUCACCGCCCGGUAGCCACGGCAACAAAAGCCAUGGCAACAGAUGUCACGGCUGUUUUGAGAUGAGAGACUACGUCUCCCAGGGUACCUUGCUCCUUGUCCAUGCCAAAGAGCAUUGUGGGUUUUUCCUGUGUGGAACGCCAACCUCUGGACGAAGCUGUCUCCUCAUUCGGGAGGAGACUCCAAUAACCCCCUGAUGUGUGUGGUGGUCCGGAAGAUUGUGGGAAAUGUAUUUUGCAGCUCUGCAAAAUCUUACUGGAACUGAAGACUGAGGGAAGAGCAUGGUUCUUCCAGACACACACACGUCUUUUGCCCGUGCACACACACAUGCACAACACCCACAUUGACUAGCACCCCGUAGGACUCACAUAUUCCUCUUUAGCAUCUUGUCAAACCUGUUGAAGUCUCUGUCGUGUAAGGGGUAUGCGUCUCGUCUUUCUUCCUUGUAAUUCUCUGCUGCUGUUCACUACUCUCUGUCCAUCAUGUUGAAUAAAUUGGUUCCGGUG